Messenger RNA from Sclerotinia trifoliorum, 2160 nucleotides. The record is from the annotation of a GenBank genome assembly. Lineage: Eukaryota; Fungi; Ascomycota; Leotiomycetes; Helotiales; Sclerotiniaceae.
UACUCGAGACGAAAUCCUCUGUCCUUUUGUUUUUCUUCAUCUUCCUCAUCCAUCACAAUGAUCUAAAGUCAAUAUUUCUUUACGUUACCUCUUCAAUUUUACAUCGCGAUUCUAAUUCCCGUCGCAUCUCAUCUACAACAACAAUAGCGCAUCCGAAUCUUGCCAUCUUCAUCCUCACAUCAUCCAUUAAGGCUCCUUCCAUCGGGUAUGUGAUUCACAAAAAACGGGCUCGGCGGCAUCUACCGUUGAGCACCACAAUCAGAGGCUAACGUCAAGCUUUCCUUCUCACACCCAAACCAUCCCGGCAGUUUGCUGCGUCCCUGUGUAGUCCAACCCCGCCACUCUUGGCGGUGGUACAGGAGUACAAUUCAUUUCAUUAUAUAGUCCAACCCUGACACUCUGUGGCAGUGGUACAGCAGUACACUUCCUCUCGCUGUAUAGUCCAACCCUGAAAAUCUGGCAGUGGUACAGGAGUAUACUUCACGAGAUGAAGCAACGCUGAUAUGAUCAUGGUGAUAGCGUCCCACUAUCUCAUGCUUCAUAGCACUACGUCUUUUCAUCGGUUAACGUAAAAUCUAACUUACGAUGUAAUAGCUAUCAUUCUUUUCCUCAUUUCGAGCUAAUAUUAAGUGAACAGGUCACACCUGUUGAUUCCAAUUGGACCGCUUAAACUGACAACAAUUCUACGCGAGAAGGUCUUUGUCAAAUGGGUAAGUCCCGACGGCACGGCUUCGACGCUUGGUUCUCGACUGUCACAAAAUGGACAAUGUCCCGAAUUGUUGAUGACAGCAAGUUACGAUACGGAGAAUUAUAUCCAUGUCGACUUCUCGCUCAUGCUGGCGGUUAAAAUGGGUGGCAAGUUCAAACGGAUCGAGAUAAUGUUUGUUGCUCCGCCAAAUUUAAACUUCCCAGAUGACGAUACGGUUCAACUAAAUGCAAAUUCUAACAACUAUUCCGCUCUUGACGUCGCCGCACUUCAUGAUGCAGGAAUAAGCGACGAACGUGACCACGUUAUCCACAUUCCAUUACGCCUUACCACGGAGGGCUUUGUCAUCAUGAAAAAGACAAACUCAGUUAUCCGGCUACAAACCGUCACAUCAAAGCAAUUGAUCCUCAACAUGAAAUCUUUAUCCAACGCGUCGGUCUUCGAUAUAUACAUCCGGCCGAGCGACCAUGCCAGGGAGGGGUUGAAAGAACUUCGCAUGCGACUCGGUAGCACUGGUUCCGCCACCCCUAGAUCUAGCAGAGCGGAAAUGUACGUCCAGCAUGGCUCUAUGCUUGUCGAAUGGGACAGGUUCAUGUUCAAAGAUAGUCAACUAUUUUCACAACAUCCGUCAACACAAACUCAGCUUUCACCGGAAAUGUCGCUGCCCCAUGCAUCACCGGUUGCACUUGACGAUGUCGAGCUCUCAGACACUGAUGUUGACUUUCACGACUUCGAUCACAACUUGAGUAGCGUCGAAAUGGAUGUUGGCAUUUGCUCAGAUGAGGGGGCGCUGCCUAAUGAACAGUCACCAGACUUAGAUCUACAGAUCAACCAAGAAACGCUUCAGGCUAAGCUAUCGAACUGGGUGAAUGGCGCACUAAAGUUACAUCCAGAUGUUUUCCAACACCGAAGUUUGAUUGACAAGUUGGCCAUUCUUGGUGAUUGUGUACGGAGAUCUAACUCCAGAACAUUUGAUCACACUAUAUCAUGGUGUUCUGCGCUAUUGUUUUACGAUCCAUCGGAUUCCGGCGACGAUCAGUUGUGGGAGGACAGAAAUCGGUGGGUUAUCACUAGAAUAGCCAGGAUGAUCAGUUGGAUCAACAAGUAUCACGUUGGAGCAGAGUUCAGCUCUGUAAUGUUUAGUCAUUUUGUGAAAUUGGGUCGUGUUGCUCGCACUUUUGCUCUUAGCACUGGUAGUGACGAUACAGAGUUUAGACUUCAGCGGAGUGUUUGUAUCAGUCGGAUUUUGACCGAGUUUGACGGGCUUCGUGGUAGCGGACGUAUUGAUUGGGAAUUUGUGGCCGUUUCUCGAAAACGAAAUGCCGUGGAGGAUUGUGGUAGUACGCCCAAGCGAGGUAGAAAUACCAUGUGAGCUACAGUAUAUAGAAUUAGCAUUUAUCUGAACUACUUUAUCGUAUGUGGCAUUUCUCUGGCUUUAUGGUUGGCAUUCCGGA